AGUUUGGUCCGCCCCUCUCGGCCAGAAGGAGUGUCGCGUCUCAACCUACUUCUCCUCUUCAGAUAAACUCAAGUUUAACCGAAGAUUAAAACUCAGGUUAACCGGUCGCGCGCACACACACGCACACACGGACCCGAGGCCCCUCACAACAAUCGAGAUGGCGAGUGAGUUGUGGGUAGCUCCUACCUGGCCGUGUGUGCUUGCCCUGGUCGGAGUCAGCGCGUGAGGGGGCCGUCAGGGGGCCUUCAAGAGGGGUCGGUGAGGAGUGGGGAUGCCAGCGACGGCCAUGUUUUCGACACUGAAGAGCCGCGUAGGGGUGGGCGGGGGCAGUCAGAACUCGCAGAACGUCCUCGAUAACAAUCCGAUUGUGCAGUAUUACGAAGUUGGCAAGGUAACGGCUACUGCGGGCCCGGAGCUCGUCUGGAGGAUACAUGACGCCUACAGGAAGUCUGAUGGCAAGGAAGUGUCGGUGUUUGUGUUUGAGAAGCGAUGCGCGGAGAAGCUGCACAAACCGAAGCGGAAAGAGACGGUCACCGAACUGCUCAGGGGAAGUGUCAGGCAGUUGGAGCGGUUUCGACAUCCCAAAGUGCUGCAGGUCCUGCACCCGGUCGAGGAGAGCAGCGACACGCUUGCGUUCGCCUCUGAGCCGGUGCUCGCUUCGCUCGCCAACAUCCUGGCCUUCCACCAGGAUGCUCCGUCCACGGCGCAUGCGCCUGCCACGGGCGCCUCCUCGCAGACAUCCGCCUCCAACCACCCCCCACCCCAGCCGCCCCACGCCAAGGACUACCAGUUCUUGGAUAUCGAGCUCAAGUACGGCAUACUACAGAUAACCGAGGCACUAACUUUUCUGCACUACUCAGGUCACGUGCUCCAUCGCAACGUCUGCCCGAGCAGCAUCCUCGUCACCAAAAAAGGCACAUGGAAGCUGGCCGGCCUCGAGUUCACUGAGCGGAUGAACGACAUGGAUGGUUUGGAGCCGGUCUCCUGCCAGCCGUGGACUUCUCGUCUGCCCAAGAUGGCGCAGCCUCAUCUCGACUACAUGGCCCCCGAAGUGCAGACAUCGUCAGUAUGCAGCAUAAUGAGUGACAUGUACUCCUUAGGCAUGGUGAUAUGUGCCAUCUUCAAUCAAGGCCGACCUCUCAUACAGGCCAACCAUAGCAGUUCAGCCUAUCUCAAGCAGAUCGAAGUGCUAGAGGAGCAGGUCCACAAUGCGUUGCCACGUGUGCCUAUCGCCCUGCAAGAAGCGACGGUGCGACUGCUGAGUCGUGAGAGUCGCAACAGGCCUACCGCCCAACUACUCUCUCUCAUCAAGUAUUUCAGGUAA
Nilaparvata lugens (brown planthopper) is the source of this 1324-nucleotide messenger RNA. RefSeq names its product SCY1-like protein 2. Lineage: Eukaryota; Metazoa; Arthropoda; Insecta; Hemiptera; Delphacidae. Gene Ontology annotation, molecular function: ATP binding; protein kinase activity. Gene Ontology annotation, biological process: protein phosphorylation. The transcript is spliced from 8 exons. Bases 272 to 1324 code for a protein of 350 amino acids. The record is from RefSeq and is a predicted model, not a curated record.